UCUGUGCUCAUCUUCUUGGACAUUUCUGCAGCGUUUGACACAGUUAACCACCAGAUCCUUAUUUCCUCCCUUCAAGAACUAGGUGUCUCAGGAUCUGCACACACCCAACUCAUUCUCUCUUUUCCCAGCUCCGACACACAUGUAGCAGAACGGAUCUCCGCUUGUCUGACAGACAUCUCUCAGUGGAUGUCUGACCAUCACCUGAAACUCACUCUCGACAAGACUGAGUUUCUUUUUCUCCCAGGAAAGGGCUCUCCCACCACAGACCUAACCAUCACCCUCGACAACUCUGUGGUAACUCCGUCUCAUACCGCAAGAAACCUGGGUGUGACACUUGAUGACCAUCUCUCCCUUACUGCCAACAUUGCUGCAACAGCUCGAUCUUGCAGAUACAUCAGAAGGAUACGGCCUCUUCUAACCCAGAAGGCGGCACAGGUUCUGGUCCAGGCUCUUGUCAUCUCACGCUUGGAUUACUGCAACUCCCUCCUGGCUGGUCUCCCUGCGUGUGCCAUACGACCCCUGCAACUCAUCCAGAAUGCAGUAGCUCGACUGGUCUUCAACUUACCAAAAUUCUCCCACACUACACCUCUCCUCCGCUCCCUUCACUGGCUUCCUGUAGCUGCUCGCAUCCGCUUCAAGACUCUAGUGCUUGCGUUCCAUGCUACAAACGGAUCCGGUCCAGCCUACAUCCAGGACAUGAUCAAAACCUACACCCCAGCCCGCCCACUUCGCUCUGCAUCGGCAAACCGGCUCACUGCCCCCUCACUGAGAGGAUCGCAGAGGCAUUCACAGAACUCGAGACUGUUCACUGUCCUCGCUCCCAAAUGGUGGAACGAGCUCCCCAUCGACAUCCGGACAGCGGAAAGCCUCCACAUCUUCCGCCGCCGUCUAAAAACACAUUUCUUCCGACUCUACCUCGACUAAGACGAUGACGACAAAAAAAAAAAACAACCUAUACAUCGCACUUACGACUAGCACUUCAUAGUUUGGUUUACUUGAAGCUCUUACUUACUUCUAGCUCUUAUUUGUACCCAAAUGUUUAAAUGCACUUAUUGUAAGUCGCUUUGGAUAAAAGCGUC
Solea solea (common sole) is the source of this 1079-nucleotide messenger RNA. RefSeq lists its product as uncharacterized. The record is from RefSeq and is a predicted model, not a curated record. The annotation marks the transcript as partial. The transcript has 2 exons. Lineage: Eukaryota; Metazoa; Chordata; Actinopteri; Pleuronectiformes; Soleidae.